Salarias fasciatus (jewelled blenny) is the source of this 3622-nucleotide messenger RNA. Its product is annotated as carbohydrate sulfotransferase 6-like. Gene Ontology annotation, cellular component: Golgi membrane. Gene Ontology annotation, molecular function: N-acetylglucosamine 6-O-sulfotransferase activity. Lineage: Eukaryota; Metazoa; Chordata; Actinopteri; Blenniiformes; Blenniidae. Gene Ontology annotation, biological process: N-acetylglucosamine metabolic process; carbohydrate metabolic process; sulfur compound metabolic process. The record is from RefSeq and is a predicted model, not a curated record. Bases 231 to 1430 code for a protein of 399 amino acids. The transcript is spliced from 2 exons.
CUCCGCAGCCUCUGGCCACGUCUCAACGCUGCGCUUUGUGCACAAGCGGCCGCUGCCAGGAACUUUCUCCCGGCAGCUGGUGUCCGAGCACCGGGGGGGAGGAGAGCCGAGCCGAGCACCGCGCGGCGGAGGGACCGAACGGGCGGACGGACUGAGGACUCAGCACGCACCGGUCCCGGGCUCCGGGCAGCUCCAGGAAGAAACUCGCAGGACGACCGUGAUCGUCAGCCAUGAUGCCCCGCUGCAGAGUCAACCUCAGCACCAUGAUCUUCCUGGUCAUCCUGCAGGGGGCGGCGGUGGUGCUCUUCUGCGGCUGGUACGUCCAGCUCAACCCCUGCGGCUCCGCCCCCUCCAACGGGAAGGUUCACGUGGUGCUGCUGUCGUCGUGGCGGUCCGGCUCGUCCUUCCUGGGCCAGGCGUUCAGCCAGCACCCGUCCGUCUUCUACCUGAUGGAGCCGGCGUGGCACGUGUGGACGCGGCUGCAGAAGCCCGGCGCCCGGUCGCUCCGGAUGGCCGUGCGGGACCUGAUCCGCAGCGUCUUCCAGUGCGACCUCUCGGUGAUGGAGGCUUACCUCCCGGACAACCACAACGUGUCGACGUUGUUCAUGUGGAGCCACAGCAGGGCGCUGUGCUCGCCGCCGGCGUGCCCCCUCACGCCGCGCAACCAGCUCAGCAACCAGACUCUCUGCAUGCAGAAGUGCGACGCUCGGGGCCUGCAGAGGGCGCAGGAGGCCUGCGCCACCUACAGCCACGUGGUGCUGAAGGAGGUGCGCUUCUUCGAGCUGGAGUCCCUUUACUCGCUCUUUCAGGACCCCGGCCUCGACAUUCGAAUCGUCCACCUGGUGCGAGACCCGCGGGCUGUGAUGCGGUCCCGGGAGGCGUCGGCCAAAGCCUUCAUGAGGGACAACAGCAUCCUGCUGGAGCAGAGGAGCGUCCCGGCCGCCGAGGUGCAGUACCAGGUGAUGCAGGAGAUCUGCCGCAGCCACGUCCGCAUCAACGAGAGGGCCGUCCUGAAGCCGCCGCCGUUUCUGAAGGGCCGCUACAAAAUGAUCCGCUACGAGGACCUGGCGCGCAACCCGCUGGAGGAGAUACGCGCCAUAUACGAGUUCGCGGGUCUGGAGAUGACCACGCAGCUGGCAGAGUGGAUUUACAAGGUCACACACGGGAAGGGCAAGGGCGCCAAGAGCGAGGCCUUCAAGAUCACCUCGCGAAACGCCGCCGACGUCUCGCAGGCGUGGCGGACGUCGCUGCCUUACGAGAAGGUGAAGCGUAUCCAGGAAGUGUGCAAAGGCGCCAUGUCGCUGCUGGGAUACAGGACGGUGAGCAGCGAGCAGGAGCAGAAGAGGCUGGACAUCGAUCUGCUGGUGCCCCGGGAGCCGUACCAGUUCAGCUGGUUACCGACCAAGACGCAGCAUCCCGGCGAUGAUUAGCAGACGUUAGCGCAGCAGAGACUCCGCAGGAAGUACGAACUGCUCCCCGGCCGGUUUCAGGCUGUUCUGGGUACUGCAGACUGACCGAUGCACUGUAUGAACGGAGGAAGCUCUACCGGCGGGAAAUGUGCCAUGUUAACAAGUUUCACAACAUUUGGAGUGCAAAGUUACCUUGAUCCUCAACACUCCUUCACAGGAUGAAGCAUUUCAGAAGUUUUUAUGAACCUUAAAUGUAACACAAAUCCUGAAAGUGAAGCAAUUUAACCACUAAGUAAAAAUACUUAGUGCUACCCUCUGUAAAGAUUUUUUUUUUAACCCCGUGCUAUAAUUUUGCUCCACUCUUAAAUCAUGAGGAAAGGAGCCAAUGAACUAGAGCGAAAAACAUCACGUCACUGAUUUUACUUCUCAGUCAUUUUGAAAAAGCAUCAAGAAGCUACAAUGUUCCGCUGAGCUGAUUUUCUCUGUCAUUUUCAGUCAGAAGAAAAAAAAAAAACGAGAUUUAAGAGUUCACAGCUGUUUAUUAUAUUUUAUUCUGUCUUGACCUGCUGCAGCCACUCGCUCUUUGAGCAAAAGCACAAUGCAAAACAGACAUAUCAGUCCAGUUAUUACAUCUUUUUCCCUCCUCACACCAGAAGAACAGCUUCCAACGCUUUUCUAACCACUCAAAGUUACAGUCAAAAUCAGCUCCUUGUAACUUUGUAGCCUUCUGUUAUUUUUAUACUUUUAACUAAGACGUCUUGAUGAAAAAUAAAUAUUUCAUUAAAACAGGCAUUUUUUAGCAUUGAAUUUCCCACACGUAUGAUGGAGACUCAUUUAUGAAAUGAUUUAUAGCACAAAACCAAAAGUUGUAACACUUCGGCUAUUUAUGAAGACUUUGAACUUGGAAAGCAAGAUAUGCAACAAAAACUAUUAAGUCAGUGUAAACUUCAUCACGUGUGAUUUUUAAAAUGUGUGCAACUGUUUUUCGUUUGUUUUUUGUUUUUUCUAUUAUUUGAAAAUAGAUCUGUGAAAUCCAAAUGUCUUAAAAAAAACACACCUUUCCUUUUUAGACCCUAUUUCCAGUAUGUUUUCAAGUGAAAACGGUACAUGACAGAGUCACUGAAAACAACUUGCUCUCUCUGGAGUUCAUAUCACAUCCCAAUGGUUGUGAUCUGUAUGACUCUCCCUCUGUUUCCCCAAAGUGGUACGGACCAGUAUGACAGGUUGGCAAGGUGUUUACUGUGAGCAGAUAAUUAUCACUUCGUCAACUGCGUGACUGUUGUUUCCUGAUAUGUAUGCUGUUCCUGGUAUCUAAGUUCCUUUGGCGAAUUGUUGGUUCGUUUUCGUUUUGUUAUUUUACAUUUUCACACUUUUUUUUUUUAGAUAAUAUUAUUUAUUAAUAACUAAUUCUAUAAACAUCACAGCACCACUGUCUUCAACCAUCGUAGCAAAACAAAUUAUUCAAUUGAUGUUUAUUAACAUCAAAGUACAUCGCCUGGUGUGAUGUGUCCAUGAAGGCACUCAGUGGAAAAAAUGUCCUAAAAAUUCUGAACUUUUUGAAAAUGCUCUGAAUCACUACAAAAAAACAAGCAGCAGCACCCAAUACUUGCCCAACAUCAAAACUACAUCGUUUUUCAAAAUGUUUUCGUGUAAACGCAAAACUUUUCUGAAACUCAAACGCGAUUAGUUUUGUCAUGAAAUGUUGUGUAAACGUGUCGUUGAAGUGAAGUUGGAGAGAAUGUGGAGUUCACUGAAGCUUUCAACACAUCGUAAAUCUGUGAAACUCAUCUCUCGCUGCGAGUUUUCCUCGUGUGUCACAAUCGGUGACACAUUUCUCGCUGACAGAUAUGAAGAUGUGGCCGGGCGUGAAUGUGCUCACUGUUCUUAUUUAUGUUUGUACAUUAUUUUAAGUGUUGAGUGAUUAAUUAAUAACGACGCACUAUAAAUGACUUGUGCAGUUUGACAGCGAUGGAGGAUCAGAGCAUGUCGGAGUAAAGUCGUGUUGAUUUCCGUCUUCUUGGUGGGAUUACAGAGAUUCCGACACUGUGAGGAGUUCUGAUAUUUAUUUUGAUCGAUCUGUUCGUACCAUGAGCUGUGAAGACAUUUCCUUUGAAUGUGGAUUUAUAAACUGUGAUAAAGUUGAACUCAACUCUUCAAAAAAAAAAAAAAAAAACACUUGACAUGUGUGUCUACUUCAAAAUAAAAAACCCUGG